Molecule: messenger RNA, 516 nt
Organism: Nannospalax galili (Upper Galilee mountains blind mole rat)
Lineage: Eukaryota; Metazoa; Chordata; Mammalia; Rodentia; Spalacidae
Product: adaptor related protein complex 1 subunit sigma 2
Exons: 3
Biological process (GO): vesicle-mediated transport; intracellular protein transport
Cellular component (GO): membrane coat; intracellular membrane-bounded organelle
Source: RefSeq, a predicted model, not a curated record
ACCCGGGCUCCUCCUUCGUCCAGCCUCCGGGGCGGGGUCUGUUGGCUCGCCCUACCCUCGGCUUCUCAGCCUGCUCUCAGCCAAACGGAUCCCCUCCCGCCAGCAACACGGCUUCCCUUCCACAGCAAGGAGACGGGGGCUUCCCCUGCGCUGCAGCCGCCGCCGCCGCCGUCCCUGCCGCCGGCCAAGCUCCGCCGCGUCCGCGGCCCGCAGCAGCGAUGCAGUUUAUGUUGCUUUUUAGUCGUCAGGGAAAGCUUCGACUGCAGAAAUGGUAUGUCCCACUGUCAGACAAAGAGAAGAAGAAGAUCACAAGAGAACUUGUUCAAACCAUGUUGGCACAGAAGCCUAAAAUGUGCAGCUUCCUUGAGUGGUGUGAUCUGAAGAUUGUUUACAAAAGAUAUGCUAGUCUGUAUUUUUGCUGUGCUAUUGAGGAUCAGGACAAUGAACUGAUCACCCUGGAGAUAAUUCAUCGUUAUGUGGAAUUACUUGACAAGUAUUUUGGCAGCGUAAGUAAUA